AUGUCUGACCUGUUCGUUGAAAUCACCGCCCCAAACGGGCGCAAGUACACCCAGCCCACCGGCCUGUUCAUCAACAAUGAAUUUGUCGCGUCCAGCGGACAGACCAUUACCUCGAUUGACCCCGCAACAGAUAAGCCGAUCGCGACCGUCCAUGCAGCCGGUGCAGACGAUGUCGACCGCGCGGUGAAGGCCGCCAAAGCAGCCCUCGUGCACCCCUCCUGGAAGAAACUCCCUGGCACCGAGCGCGGGCAGCUCAUGGGCCGUCUUGCGGAUCUCAUGGAGCAGAAUAAGGAGCUGUUUGCCACAAUCGAUGCGUGGGAUAACGGCAAACCCUAUCAUGUCGCCCUCAACGAAGACCUCGUCGAAGCCAUCGGCACAAUUCGAUACUACAGCGGCUGGGCGGAUAAGACAUUUGGCCAGACUAUCAGCACGACGCCGGAGAGAUUCGCCUAUACAAUCCGCCAGCCUGUUGGUGUUGUCGGCCAGAUUAUCCCGUGGAACUAUCCCCUGUCCAUGGCUUGCUGGAAGUUGGGCCCGGCGCUGGCCUGCGGAAAUACAGUGGUGCUUAAGCCUGCAGAACAGACGCCGUUGAGCAUUCUGAUCUUUGCGAAGCUGUUCAAGGAAGCUGGAUUCCCUCCUGGCGUUGUCAACUUUGUAAAUGGCUACGGCCGCGAGGCUGGUGCUGCACUUGCUGGACAUCCCCUGGUGGAUAAGAUCGCGUUCACGGGGUCGACCAUGACAGCAAGGGAGAUUAUGAAGCUUGCUGCGGGCACAUUAAAGAACAUAACACUGGAAACAGGCGGAAAGUCACCGCUGCUGGUCUUCCCAGAUGCAGACCUCGAACAAGCUGUCAAGUGGUCGCAUUUCGGAAACAUGUCGAACCAGGGCCAGAUCUGUACUGCCACCUCGCGUGUCUAUGUCCACCAGGAUAUCUUCCAGACCUUCCUGGCCAAGUUCAAGGAGGCUGUCGAGACGACGUCGAAGAUCGGCGACCAGUGGGACGAGAACACAUUCCAGGGCCCUCAGGUUACGCGGGCACAGUAUGACCGGAUUCUGUCGUAUAUCGAAGCUGCGAAGAAGGAAGGCGUCAAGGUUGUCACUGGAGGUGCUGCGCAUGCCCCUGCUGAUGCAAAGAACAAGAAUGGAUAUUUUGUCCAGCCGACUGUCUUUACGGGGGAGAAUGACUCUUACGCCAUUGUACGCGAGGAGGUCUUUGGUCCGGUUGUUGUGAUUCUUCCAUUUUCUACCGAAGAGGACGCCAUCAAGCGUGCCAAUGACACAACGUACGGCCUUGGAGCAGCGGUAUUCACACGCGACCUGGAGCGCGCCCAUCGCGUUGCGGCGGAAAUAGAGGCAGGUAUGGUCUGGGUGAACAGUAGCCAGGACUGCGACCCACGUGUGCCCUUUGGGGGUGUCAAGCAGAGUGGAAUUGGCCGUGAGCUGGGAGAGGCUGGACUAGAGGCUUAUACCCAGGUCAAGGCCGUGCAUGUCAACAUGGGAAACAGACUCUAG
Molecule: messenger RNA, 1512 nt
Organism: Aspergillus puulaauensis
Lineage: Eukaryota; Fungi; Ascomycota; Eurotiomycetes; Eurotiales; Aspergillaceae
Exons: 3
Coding region: 1-1512 (503 amino acids)
Molecular function (GO): oxidoreductase activity, acting on the aldehyde or oxo group of donors, NAD or NADP as acceptor
Source: RefSeq, a predicted model, not a curated record